This is a messenger RNA of Linum tenue, 1130 nucleotides long. The record is from the annotation of a GenBank genome assembly. Lineage: Eukaryota; Viridiplantae; Streptophyta; Magnoliopsida; Malpighiales; Linaceae.
AAAUAUAGGAAUUAUUCCUCCUGUCUCUCCUUUCCCAGCUUCAUAUCUAAAAACAAAAGAACUCUCGCACUUUCCCCUUCCUCUACGUCGACGGUGGCCAGAGCCGUCGAUCGCAGCUCGCCGUCCUUCCCCGUCGGUCCCCUCUCGCCCCUAGUUCUUCCGCGUUAAGAGUUAUGUGUGGAAAAGGGCUUCUGGGUUUCUCUCACUCGUAUUGGCAUCUUUGUGGAAUAGAGCUUUUGGGUUUCUGGUUCUAGAGAAGGAAUUGGAAUUGGAGCAGAGUUGGAGCAGAACAAGAGCAGAGUUGGAGUGUGUGGGUUUUUGGAGUCUUUGAAAUCUCUCAUAGAAGGAAUUGGAGUGGAGUUGAAUUGUGCCUGGACUUCGUCAAGUUUGCAGGCCUUCAAAUUUACAGGUGUUGUGAUUCUUAAAAUGGACAAGUCAUGGAUUAGAAUUCCUCGUAAUACACCAGAAUAUGUACAAGGGUUGAAUAAAUUUUUGGAUUUCGCGUUUGAGCGUAACUCUGGCAUAGAUCAUAUAUUAUGCCCUUGUAGAAAGUGUGGUUUUAAGAAGUUGAAGAUAAGGGAUGAGGUGUUUGCCGACUUGUUACGUAGUCCCUUUCCCAUUGAAUACACGGUUUGGUAUGGUCAUGGGGAAUCACGUUCAGGAGAAUCCGCCCAAAGCUUACCUAUUCUAGGAGAGGAGGUGCAUGGCAAUGAGAAUCCAAUGUACAACUUGGUAACUGAUGCAUUUAGGGCUCAUGGAGAUUAUACUUUUGAAGAUACUUCCCCUCCGCAUGAACCUUUGUUUGAAGAUGAUAUGAUGUUAGGCUUGAAUGAAGAGUCAAAUGUUGAGGCUAAAAGGUUUUGCCAACUUUUGAAAGAUGGGGAAGAAGUAUUGUAUCCAGGAUGCAAAAAGUUAUCAAAAUUAUCAUUCUUGAUAAGACUGUAUAACAUUAAGUCUUUGUGUAGAAUCACUAACAAAGCUAUGUCUAUGCUUAUUGACUUGUUGAGUGAUGCUUUCGAGUUUGCAAACAUUCCCAAAUCAGAAUAGGAGGCAAAAAAAGUCAUGAGGACUCUUGGACUUUCUUAUACUGAGAUACAUGCUUGUCCUAAGGAUUGUAUGUUAUAUUGGGG